CCCAUACGGAAACACUUGCUGCUUUUUCCGAGAAAGACGAGGAGUAGACAACAUGAGCUUUGCUGAAAGUGAACCAGAAAAGUGCUAUGAUCCUUUGGACAACACGGUCCCAUUGGUAGACGGAAAAGAUGACUUGGAUCCCUUUUCAUUGGAUGAUGGUGUCUUAAAAGCACGUCUCUCCUGUGGGCAUGUUGUUUCUCCAGAAUCUCUCACUGCAGCCUGUCGCGCCCAACUAGAUGAGGGUAAUUACAAAUUCAAAUGUCCUGCCCUUAUUGGAGAAAGACCCUGUAACAGUCCCUUGUCAUACCAAGAGGUGCGCAGACUGGCUGAUUUGACUGUAAAGGAGAUGCAGUACUUUGAAGAGAACAUUGCACGUCUGGCUGCAGCGGACUACAGUGAUAUUGAGAGGUGCCCCAAAUGUAAGACUAACAUUGAGAGGAAGGACAUGGCCAACCUGUGUGUGCAGUGCAGCGUGUGUUCGGCUGAACGGAGAGAGCCGUACCUUCUGUGCUGGCAGUGUCUAAAGCCGUGGAAAGGCAACGCACCUCGCUCCGAUCACUGUGAAAACUCAGGCUGCAAGAACUAUGAGCUGGAGCUGCUCCAGAACUGCAAACUCACUAACCUGCCCCAAGUGCGUGGGGCAGACGCGGUCCCCUCCAUCCGGGCCUGUCCCACCUGCGGACAGAGAGUAGAGCAUGACAAAACAGGCUGCAAAAACGUCAUUUGUCCUCGCUGCCAGAAGGAGUUCUGCUUUGUGUGUCUGAAGCUCACUCCUGAGUGUCUGAAGACCAGCUCCUACUUCAUCCCCUGCAGCGCUGGAGUGGCCCCCCGACAGACCUCCAUCCCAGUGUGGCGCAGGACCUGAGGCCCCUCUCUGUGCCAUUACCAAAUACUAUGACAAACAUUCAACUUCAAUAUGUAACAGCAAUAUUUAACUUUAGUCUAUGCUGUUUGUUCUACUCUAACUUGUAAAAGAUGCAGUUGUAAUUUAGCUUGUGAAAUGUCUGAAUAAAUAAAUUUAACUGCAUCUGUAGAGACUGAAAUUAAUGUGAAAUUUUAGCUUUAACUCUGUUCUAAAAAUGUUACGGU
Messenger RNA from Periophthalmus magnuspinnatus, 1089 nucleotides. RefSeq lists its product as uncharacterized. The record is from RefSeq and is a predicted model, not a curated record. The transcript is spliced from 5 exons. Gene Ontology annotation, molecular function: zinc ion binding. The coding region runs from base 53 to 865 and encodes 270 amino acids. NCBI's taxonomy places the organism in Eukaryota, Metazoa, Chordata, Actinopteri, Gobiiformes, Gobiidae.